AUGCUCCAAAAGCGUCUUCCAGGAAAGCCUUUGAAUCGGAUCUGGUCGAAGCUCACUCUUGAACAGACAUUCUGCGGCACGCUGCAUCGCAGAGGUCCAUUUGACAAGAUAUGGUCCGGUCUCACGGCCAUGAUCAACAUGGUUCACUCUCAAGGCUUGUUUCCUGACGGUGGAAUCAUCGACUGGGACGGUGCGCUGUUUGCGCCAAAAGUCAUGUCCACGCGAUCCUCAUUCUUUCUCUGGACAGAGGAGGGCGCUGAUGAAGACGAGGAUGGUGAUGCGCUGAUUGAGCCGAGUGAGCCAGAGUUACGUGCGUACAAGCGAGCGUUCAAGCAUGUAGUCGGCCAAGACUUCUGUAAAGACGCAUAUUGCCAGCAAUAUAUCUUCUUGAGGCGAAUCUGGCGAUUCUUGGUGAACGGGAUUAGGAAUGGCGGCGACGCCUUCUUAGCAGAGGAGGUAUUGGAAGAGUGGGAGGAGAAGUAUCCUACGUUCGCUGUGGAAGAGGAUGAACAGAUUUAG
Messenger RNA from Parastagonospora nodorum SN15, 519 nucleotides. RefSeq lists its product as hypothetical. The transcript is spliced from 3 exons. Lineage: Eukaryota; Fungi; Ascomycota; Dothideomycetes; Pleosporales; Phaeosphaeriaceae. The coding region runs from base 1 to 519 and encodes 172 amino acids. The record is from RefSeq and is a predicted model, not a curated record.